Molecule: messenger RNA, 774 nt
Organism: Microthlaspi erraticum
Lineage: Eukaryota; Viridiplantae; Streptophyta; Magnoliopsida; Brassicales; Brassicaceae
Source: the annotation of a GenBank genome assembly
AUGUCGCCGAACGCAUGUCACCUCACCGACGAGCUCUCCCACGACGAUCUCACCGACGAGCUCUCCCGCGACGAUCUCAUCGACGAGCACUCCCGCGACGAUCUCACAUCCGAGUUCUCCAGUGACGACCUCAACAUCAAGCUCUCCAAGAGUUCAGCACGUCAUGUCACCUCAUCGACGAGCACUCCCGCGACGAUCUCAAAUCCGAGUUCUUCACUGACGACCUUAACGUCAAGCUCUCACCUCACCGACGAGCUCUCCCGCGAUGAUCUCACUGACAAGCUCUCCCGCGACGAUCUCACCGACGAGCCCUCCCGCGACGAUCUUACAUCCGAGUUCUCCAGUGACGACCUCAACGUCAAGCUCUCCAAGAGCUCAGCACGUCACAACUCAGUUAGGCACGUCACCUCACCGACGAGCUCUCCCGCGACGAUCUCACCGACGAGUUCUCCCGCGACGAUCUCAUCGACGAGCGCUUCCGCGAUGAUCUCAUAUCCGAGUUCUCCAGUGACGACCUUAACGUCAAGCUCUCACCUCACCGACGAGCUCUCCCGCGACGAUCUCACCGACGAGCUCUCCCGCGACGAUCUCACCGACGAGCCCUCCUGCGACGAUCUCAUAUCCGAAUUCUCUAAGAGCUCAGCUAGGCACGUCACCUCCCCGACGAGCUCUCCCGCGACGAUCUCACCGACGAGCCCUCCUGCGACGAUCUCAUAUCCGAAUUCUCUAAGAGCUCAGCUAGGCACGUCACCUCACCGACGAGCUCUCUCGUGA